AUGCGACAGUUGCUCGUCGAGGCUGCUGCUGAGGAAGCUCGUCGACAGUUGCAGCCGGAACUCUCUGCACAGUCUGAAGAGGCUCUUGCUCGCAUGCGAAGUGCUGCAGAAAGCAAGAAGCGCCGCUUGAGUGGUGGCCGACCUCGGAACGUCGGCUCUCAAAAGCGCGUUCGCCGACGUGAGCGACCUUUGGCUGUCAGGGUCCGCAUCUCUCGUCAGAUGCUGGCAGAGAGGCCUGCUUUUGCCUCUGACAGGGACUUUGUGGCUGCCAUGUCCAAGAAGCUGGGCCUCGCAAGAAAAACCGUGCAGAAGCUCUGGGCAGACCACGACAGCACCGAAGCUCUAGUGAAAAAGCGACGGCUCAGCUUGAACCCGGAGAAGCACUCUGCAAGCAAAGGCACUCGAAAGACCGCCUCUGACCGGCGCUUUCGCGGCUUUCGCCGCCCUGGUGGUGGCAAGAAGGAGCUCUUCCCGCAAGUGACUCUCUCUCUGAAGCUCUGGUUCGAGGAGCAGAGAGCCUAUGGUCACACUGUGACCAGAAGAGUUCUCUUGUCUAAGUGGCAGGUUCUCACGGAGGAAGAACUCUUGCGCCUUCGAACUCUAGCAGACUCUGCCUUGGACUCAGCGGAACGCUCUAAGUACGAGCUCUUAAGACAGCGAGGCCAGGCGGCUCUUGACUCUGUCUCCAAGGACUCUGGCAAGAACAGGCUCCGCCAGCUCCUCCACAAGCUGGGCUGCUCUCUCCUCGUGCCUGACCUCACAACCAAGCUCUCAGCUGAAGAAGAGCGAGUCCGAGCUGCUCUGACGUACCAGAGCUUUGACCGCAUGCUCUGGGUUGCUGCCUUCUCGGAUCUCGAGGAGCUCUCUGAGAAGGUCAUCGCUCCCAAGAAGUUCCGGGACUCUGUGGAGAACCUGGUCUGCCUUUUCUCCGACCAGAUACCUCUUUGGGUGAAGAGUGGACAGGAGCGAGAGCUCUUUGCCUCUUGGGAACGGCAGCCGUGCUCUCAAGCAGAGCUCCGCCACAAUCUGGAGGUUGCACACCAAGCCUCUCUGGAGCAAAGAGGCAAAUCUUUGCCAUCUUUCGAGGCUGCGAAGCCCUCUGCCAAGGCAAAAGCUUCCUCUGGCCAAGGGCAAAAGAGGGCUCUCAAGGAGGACCAGCACUCGAGAUACCGCAUCACCUACGAGGCGCGCCAAGCUCUCUAUGGCCUCUGCACCUCCAAACCUCAAGCCCAGCUCUCUGGCGCGGUUCUUCCAGGACUCAUUGUGGUGCAUGGUGUCCACGCCAGGCUCUCCAACAUUGAUAGCUCUGGUCGCUUCAUUGUGGAGGAGUCUUUCUCUUGGAAGGGCAAGCAGGUGGUCCGCUCUGCGAAGUCGUACGCCGGGAAGAUCCUGCUCUCGUGGCGUCAGGCUCGCGACAAGGACCCUCUUCUCUUCGAGCAAGUCUCUGUGAUGUCUCAACCCUCGGCCAAUGUCGACUCUAUCAUCUUCAAAUGGAGUCAGGAAGAGCUCGCAAAGGUCUCUGUCGUGGCUCUGCAUCAGAGAGAUGCCUUUGCGGGGGCCUGGACGACCUCUGCAACAGAGUCCCUCUACGCGAGCAACCACCUGCAGUGCCUCUUGGCACCCAAGCUAACUGCCUCUCUGCAGUUAACUGACACGGACUAUGCUCGGUCGUUCAAAGCUCUCUGCAGAGCCGAGAUGGAGUCUCUCAGGAGCUCGGGACAGCAGGCUCUUCUUGCUCAGGGCUCUCGUGAACCCUGGCAGGCUUCGCCUCUCGACAUGGUGAAGGCCAUUGUCUCUGCUCAGACAACUCUUCGGCAAAGGAACGAGAAGAACUCUUGGGUGGUGGCAGGACUCCGCCGCAACGGCAUCCUCGCCUACAAGGCUUCUCUCGCCGAGCAGAAACUCGUUCCCCUCUCCUCUGAGGAAGUCGGAGGUGUCCAAAUGGGCUUCUCGACCUUUUUUGUUGGUUCAUCAACCCUUUCUCUUUUCAUUAAACAUUUUGAGGUUGAACUCUUUCAUUGCUUUUGGAUUCGCAGAGGCUCUGAGCGGAUCGAUGUCUCUUGGCUGAGAGAUCGCUUUCUCUGGGUGGACAAGAAUCUUGUUCCUCUGAAGCCAGACUUCAGCCUCAUCACGGCCUCUAAAGAGCUGGCGGACCUCUACGAGUGGGACUUUCACAAUCCCGCCUCUGCGCCAGAGGAGGACCAAGCUCUGAUGGACAUCUCGGAACUGCCCUCUGAGCUGCAGCUGCCAUGCAUCGAAAGUGGGCUCUUGCGCCUUCCUCUCGAACUGCAGCUUGCAGCUCAACGCCGCUCUAUCUCGACACCUGUCUCUGUGAAGGACAAGAAAGCCUCUAGGAGGUACGCGAAGAUGGUGAAGUCUCUGGCAAAGAAACGAGUCUCUGCCAAGCUUCGCAAGGCUUUGAGAGACAAGCUGAAGACGCAGUCUCUAGGCCAGACUCUAGGCAAGCUCGUGCCUCGUGCGGGCGAGGCCUCUGAAGCCAUCUCUCAGAAGAAAAAGAAGCUCCAGAAGCUCAAGGUCAAGAAGACCGCUGACGGCAAGGCUCUCAUGAAGGCUCUCACGAUGAAUGCUGCCGAGGCUCUGGCACUCCAAAACUCCGACGUCGAAGCUGAAGAGGCCACUCUGGCAGAAGUCACGAAAGGACCUCUGGCGGGCCGGGUCUGUCGGGUCUUGCAGCUCGGCGUCCACUGUGGCAAGGAGGCGACCUGCUCUCACCACAACCUCAGCAAAGGCACGGUGACUCUCCCGUGUCUGGGCGACAGCAUGGCGACUUUGACAUUGCCUGACUCUCUGGUUGUGGAGAAGGAGGCCUCUUGGCUGAAGCCUCUGUCCUGGAAGCACAUGCGGCUCUCUCGUGAACUCAAGCAGAGGGUCCUCCACUCUUGCGGAGGCUCCCAGCUCUUUCUCGAGGAGAGUGUCUACGGGCCGGAGCCGAUUGAGCUCUUGAAGACUCCGCCUCAGAUGCUGCUGGACCAACACAUCCUCUAUGGUUUCGAGCUCCUCCGAUGGCAUUUCAGCCAGGGCUCUGAGAAUUUCUUCUUUGAGCAAGGCAUUCGCAUCGUGGACCCCAAGCUUUCUCUCCAGUACAUCACGAAGGAGUGCUUUGAUGUCUCUAUCGUGGAAAACGCCUUGAAACGCGAGGGUGAGCUCUUCAAGACGCUCUUCGUGCCUGUCUGGGGCCAGGGUGAUGGCCCAAAGCAUUGGACUCUGCUGCACUUGGACCAGGAGUCUGAUGAGGUUCGUAUCAAGUACUACGACUCUCUGAACGAUGAGGAGCCGCACCCUUGCUGCGCUGCGAAUGCCCAGGUUCUGUUGGACUUCCUCUUCCCCGGCAAGACUUUGCCCCAACGUGAAGACUCUCAGAGGCAGAAAUCUGACGAGUGUGGCUUCUAUGUCCUGGCCCACAUCUUCGAGGUGGUAGCUCUCAAGCGAGGGGAAGGCCCCGCGAGCAGGGGCUGGAGCUCUGUGAUCGUCAUGGAUCUCAUGAACUUCCUCAGAACAUGGCUCGGGCAGCUCUCUGGCGAACAAGACAAGCUCCAGAACGAGCAGGCCUCUCGCUUGAAGUCUCUGGAGAAGAGCCGACUCAAGAACCUCAAGGUCUCUCAAGAGCUUGCCAAGAAGGCCUCUGUCGCAGCAGAAGCAGCCUCUCAGGCAGCGAAACUCGCUGCCAAGGUUUUGUCUCUAGGCAAGGAACCUGAGCUCUCUGAUCUUCCUAAGGAACAUCAGGACAAGAUUUCUCAAAUUAGACUCUUUGGCUGCUCCGUCUGCAGUCGUUGCAGAUGGGUCUCUGGCUGCCUCUCUUGCGACGGCCCCAAGGCCGAGCGUUAUUACCUCAACCAGUUAAGGUGCCCUGCUCCCAUGCCACCGGAUCGGCGACUUCAUGAACGCCACCUCGGCGUGCUGGAUCAGUUCCAACGAGAUGUGGAGCAUGCGCCCAUAGAGUUCGUCAAGAUCGUCGAGUCAUGCCGCUAG
This is a messenger RNA of Symbiodinium natans, 3990 nucleotides long. The record is from the annotation of a GenBank genome assembly. NCBI's taxonomy places the organism in Eukaryota, Dinophyceae, Suessiales, Symbiodiniaceae.